UACUCCAUUUUUAACCUCUCUCACUAUCCCAAAACAAUGGCGGUUAUCUCAACAGUAACACCACCCACUUUCAACCUCUCCUCUUCUUCCCGAAACCCUAAUUCCCCUUCCCUCUCCUCCCCCAAGCUCGCCUCCUCCAAUGCUAAUCCAUCAAUCCCCAACUCCAAAUCCCUCAAGCUCCACCGCAAUUCCCGAUUCGUAACCUCCGCCGCCACUUCCCCAUCCGCCGCCUUCCCCGCCGCAAACCCUACCAACACAUUCCACGGCCUAUGCUACGUCGUCGGCGACAACAUCGACACCGACCAAAUCAUCCCCGCCGAGUAUCUCACCCUCGUCCCCUCCAACCCCGACGAGUACGAGAAGCUCGGCUCCUACGCCCUAAUCGGCCUCCCCUCCACAUACGAAGCCCGAUUCGUCGAGCCCGGGGCCACCAAAACCAAGUACUCGAUCGUGAUCGGCGGCGAUAACUUCGGCUGCGGCUCGUCCCGUGAGCACGCUCCCGUGGCGCUGGGGGCGGCUGGCGUGGCGGCGGUGGUGGCGGAGUCGUAUGCGAGGAUUUUCUUUAGGAAUUCGGUUGCUACUGGGGAGAUUUAUCCGCUGGAAUCGGAGGGGAGAUUGUGCGACGAGUGUACGACUGGGGAUGUGGUGACAAUUGAGCUUGGGGAGAGUAAGCUGAUCAAUCAUACUACGGGGAAAGAGUAUAAGCUGAAGCCGAUUGGGGAUGCUGGCCCUGUCAUCGAGGCCGGUGGAAUCUUUGCUUAUGCUAGGAAAGCUGGGAUGAUCCCUUCCCGCGAUGCCUGAUUCUUCGGUAUCUUCACAUCCUGACACCGUAAGCUACCCAGCAUCUCCAUCAGUCUUGAGAAGUGACAUUGUGAUUUCAAAAUAGAUUCAUGUGUGCUUGUAGUGUGAUAGAAUGAUGCUUCUUUAUCCUACAUUAGUUUUAGUGAUUCAAGUUGAAAACUUAUUUAUUAGCUGUGCUGUGUUAAGACUAGAGAUCAAGUUAUUGUAAGGCUGCUUGCUGCAUUUAAACUGAUCUAAAUAAAUGUGAAAAAAUGUUUUGGGAUGCAAAA
This is a messenger RNA of Salvia splendens (bonfire salvia), 1070 nucleotides long. RefSeq names its product 3-isopropylmalate dehydratase small subunit 1. Lineage: Eukaryota; Viridiplantae; Streptophyta; Magnoliopsida; Lamiales; Lamiaceae. Gene Ontology annotation, molecular function: hydro-lyase activity. Bases 37 to 801 code for a protein of 254 amino acids. The transcript is spliced from 2 exons. The record is from RefSeq and is a predicted model, not a curated record.